ACGCUUGUUGGAGUUUAGACAAGCGGAGGGGAGCAAAAUGGCGGACGAAGAUAUUACGCUGGAUGGAAAACCUCUACAAUCGCUCCGGGUUGCGGAUUUAAAAGCUGCUUUGGAGCAAAGAAACCUGCCCAAGAGCGGACAGAAAAAUGCGCUCAUUAAGCGACUGAAAGGGGCUCUGAUGCUUGAAAAUCUUCAGAAGUCGUCCUCCUCUCACAGUGGGCUGCAGCCCAACUCGCAGAUUGGUGAGGAGAUGAGCCAGAAUAGCUUCAUAAAACAGUACCUGGCUAAACAGCAGGAGCUCCUUCACGAGAGGCUGGAGAGAGAGGCCCAGCAGGACGAAGCAGUAGACGAAAGCUCAGCCGUGCAGGAGGAGGAUGAAGACCAUUCGGAGGACAAUGACAGCUCCUCCUAUGUCAGUGACAAGAAGAAUCGCUCCAUACCCCCCAAGCCCUUAUUGCCCCGGGCAGAGGAGAGAGGAGGAGGAGAUGCAGGGAUGGUUCACGGGAUGAUGGCGUGCGUCCCCGACAUGGGCCCGGGUCCUACCCUCCCCCCCCAGGAGUUCCUCGAGGCUCCAGGUGCUAGGAUGCAGCGAGCCACCUUUCACCAGGGACACAAGGAGCCCCCGGCCCCGUCUCCCCCCCGCGCCGUAGCCUCCCUGUCGGUGCGCGUCCUGGGCCAGCCCGACCGCCAGGGGCUGCCCCCCGCCGUGCCGCGAGCCCAGGAGAAGGAGGGCACCGCACCGAGCGAACCGGGAUCCGCGCACCCCGUCCUCCACCUCAGCCGAUCAGCUGGAGUCUCAGGGGGGAGUCAGGCUCGCGAGGACAGCGAUGAUGACGACAGUGAUGACGAGAGCGAGGAUGAUGAGGAUUGGGGGCCCGGUCCCGGCGGGGCGCGGAGGGGAAACAGAGCGCCGCCCCAGCCGCAGCAGAUGCCUCCCAGCUUCCCGUCAACAGUUGCCAGAUCCAAACGCAAGCUCCAGCCUCCCCAGCACAUCCCACCACCACAGGUACACCACACACCAAUGCAACUGCGCCACCCCACCCCUCCUCCCUCUCCCCCCCCUGACCUGUUUCCCCUACCUGACACUCCCAAACAGAGCCCACCAGACACAGAGGACCAGGAAGGAGAUAGGCCCGAGGCUUCACGUGGUCCCAGGGGGCCGUCUUUCCCACCUUCCACCAUGCAGAGGCAAGACUCUGACUCGAGCUCUCGUUCCAGCAGUCCGGAGCCUUCUAUGAAGCGAAGGCCCGGGCCCCUCUCUCUGCUCGCACACAGGAUGGACUCUGAGGGGGCUUUCCGUGCAGCAGAGGCCACCUCCGCUGUGGAUCUGUCAGGAGAGGCGGCGGCACACUCCACUGCCGGGUUUGCCAGUUUUGGUGAUUCUCCGCUGAAAAGAUUGGAGAGAAAGAGGCUCCAAGAGAACAGAGACGUGGAGGAAGAAAGGCGCCUGAAGGAGGAGAAAGAGAGAGAACAACAGCAGAAGCAGGAGAGAGAAAGAAUGAAGAUACAAGAGCAGGAGAUAGAGAGGGAACGCCUGGAAGAAGAGAGGAAACGCCUGGAAGAGGAGAAGAAGCGCCUGGAAGAGGAGGAGAAGCAGCGUGAAAAAGAGCGAAAGCGCCAGGAAGAGGAGAAGGAGAGGAAACGCCAGGAAGAGGAGAAGAUAAGAGAGGAGAAACUGCAGAAGGAGAAGGAGAGGAAACACCAGGAGGAGGAGAAGAUAAGAGAGGAGAAACUGCAGAAGGAGAAGGAGAGGAAACACCAGGAAGAGGAGAAGAUAAGAGAGGAGAAACUGCAAAAGGAGAAGGAGAGGAAACACCAGGAGGAGAAGAUAAGAGAGGAGAAACUGCAAAAGGAGAAGGAGAGGAAACACCAGGAGGAGGAGAAGAUAAGAGAGGAGAAACUGCAAAAGGAGAAGGAGAGAAAACGCCAGGAGGAGGAGAAGAUAAGAGAGGAGAAACUGCAAAAGGAGAAGGAGAGGAAACACCAGGAAGAGGAGAAGAUAAGAGAGGAGAAACUGCAAAAGGAGAAGGAGAAGAAACAGGAGACAGUCUACAAAGGCAGGGUGGCUGUGACUGAGGCCCAAGACUCAGGUUCCUCAUCAGACUCCGAAUCCUCUUCACACUCGUCACAAUCCUCCUCCUCCUCCUCCGGGGUCAAAACCGGCCCUGCCAGACAGCUGAAGAAGCCAAACCAAGGACAUAAAGCAGAGGAGGAGAAGAAGACUAACCUUAGUAAAGGGGCAGAGAAACAACACGUUUCAACAAGGGAGGUGUCGGAGCCCAGCGCGGCCGCCGUGACGGAGGUGCUGCCGGACCCCGAGAGCUCCAUGGCCCAGCAGCCGCCCUCCGGGGCCGAGGCGGAGAGCAGCGAGGGUCGCCUGGAGGAGGGCACCAAUCAGAAGGCUUUCCCUGCCCGUAAGAUAUCCCUGACCAGCAGCAAGACGUCUCCACCCGCCACAGAUGGAGGAGCAGGCGACUGUGAGUCGGGGACGGCAGCGGGGAGGAAGAGGCGAUGGGGCUCCAGCUCGGCCGUCACCACCAAGAAACCAUCCAUCAGCAUCACCACCGACUCUCUGAAGUCGUUGAUCCCUGACAUCAGAGUGAAGGAGGAGGCGGUGGUGGAGCUGCACCCAGAGGAGCUGCAGAUGUCCGGGGACGAGGAGAGCCCGGACCCCAGCACGGGGGACCAGGACAAGGGCCUCAAGAUCAGACGCACCGUCACACAGGUUGUCCCAGGAGACGCUCAGGAAAACGGACAGACAAACGAGGAGGAGGAGGAGGAGGAGGAGGUGGAGAAAACGGAGAAAGAGAAACAGCGCAGGACUUCCAGAGACAAAAGGAAUAACAGCGUUUCGGAGGAAGCCAUGGAAACCCAGAUAUCUGUCAAGAUUGAAGGAGACGAAAAGAAAGUGACCCCUAGCGACAGCCUGGUGCGUCGCUCCAUCAGUCAACAGAAGUCAGGCGUUUCCGUCACCAUUGACGACCCCGUCCGCACGACCAGGCAACCCUCACCGCCUCAGGGCAAAGUCUCAAAAAUCAUCCAUGUGACCAACCUGGUGCGACCCUUCACCCUGGGCCAACUCAAAGAGCUGCUGAACAGGACCGGCAGCGUGCUGGAAGACGGCUUCUGGAUCGACAAGAUCAAGUCUCACUGCUUCGUCACAUACGGUACCACAGAGGAGGCGGUCGCCACCAGAGCCGCCCUCCACGGGGUCAAAUGGCCUUCCAGCAAUCCCAAGGUCCUCAACGUCGACUUCUGUGAGCAGGAUGAGAUGGACAUUCACAAAGGCAUCCUGAAGCCAGAGAGGGAGAAGCCCCACGCUGUCGCCCCCCAAAGUGCUCCUCCGAGCCGGCUGCCCCCCCUGAUGCCUGAGCGAGACCAUGAGCGGGAACAGAACCCAGAGUGGGACCGUGGCAUGGGGGGAGUGCGGGAGCUGUGGGUGGAGCGGCAGAGAGAGAUGGAGCGCCGGGAACGAGCCCGUGGCGAGCGGGAAUGGGACCGGGAUAAGGUCCGGGAGUUCGCCCGGCCGGGAGAGGACAGACCCCGCUCUCGAUCCAGAGAGAGGAGGAGGAGGGAGAGGGCCAAGAGCAAGGAGAGGAAGACGGAGAAGAAGGGAGACGAGCCUCCUGCAAAGCUGCUGGACGACUUGUUCCUGAAGACCAAAGCAGCGCCGUGUAUCUACUGGCUUCCCCUCUCUGAGGAGCAGGCGGCACAUAGGAUUCAGGAGCGCACCGAGCGGCAAAAGGAGCGCGAACAACGGCGCAAGGAGCGGCAGGAGGAGCUGGAGAAGAAGGCGGAGGAGGAGAGGGAGCGGCUGAAGGAGCGGCUGAAGGCUCGGGAGAAAGAUGGCGGCGCGGCUGCGGUGGCGGUGGUGGCGAGCGUCGGAGCGGCCGGGCGAGGAGCAGAGAGAGAGAGGGAGCGCGGCCGAGACAGGGAGCCCGACAGGAAGCGGGACGGCAGCAACCGACCCCCCCCACGACCCUCUGUAGGCGCCGGGGCAGGACGCCGCUCCCGUAGCCGUAGCAACCCCAGGGAUAGACGCCGCUGAACGCAGAGCGGCUGCAGGGAGAGAUAAACAGAGAGAGAGAGAGGGACGAGGGUGCUAGGGACACGGCAGACAGGAAGGGGUUCCACUCGGAGAUUCAUCUGUCUAUUUUUCUAACGUUCGGGACUCGUGUCUGCUGCUCGCUACCCGCCCCGCCGAGCUUUAAUUCGUCCACUAUGACGCCAGCGUUGUCUUCCACACACUUCUGCCAUUUCACCCUCCCCCCCCACCGCACCGCUCACCACCACUUGGUCCACAGAAAAACGUUUAGAUCGACGGUUAGUCUAGCUCUUAUUCUGUUCUCUCUGUCUUCCAGAAGCGAGUCAGGAGAGAGCAGCGUUCCUCCUCUCCUGUGUGUAAGAAAAAAUCAUAGAGAACGGGUUUCUUUUAUUUCUUUGGCUCGCCUCAGCGGUUUGGGAGCCCGCCUCUUUAUUUUAGUUCUGCGGGCGCACAGUUCCUUCCUCCUCAGAGCCCUGUAAUAAAACAAGUCCAAAAUAGAUCCCCGACCUUCAGAUAUUUUCUAGGAUCAGUUCUACUCUUCAGCACUGAGAUAUUCUGCUUUAUUUUUUUUAAGUAUACGACUAGGAUUUGUUUUGUUAAUGUUUUAGACAUCAUGUUAAUUUUUUUCAUCCUUGUGACGGUUGUUGUGGGUUACCGCAGGUGAUGUUUGUGCGAGUAAUAACCUUCAUCUCCCACGAAGAUGCGACUGAAGUCUCAACACUGUAACCUAGCAACGCGUGCGAUAGGAAGAGAUGUUAUUUGUUGUGGUGAUUCUGGAGGACGUGCCCCAGUUUGUCUUUUGAUGUUUAUGCAGCCGAGGAGGGAAGAGUAUGAAAUAGUUGUCGAGGUUUAUUCUGUAAUAAUUACAGGAAGCUGAUUCCCUGCACUGACGUCAGAAAAUCCCUCCUCUGACCAUUCAAUCAUAAAUAUAUUUAAAGAGGAGGUACACAUAGUUUUCCUUCUAAUAGAGUAAUGGUUACAAUUUUAAUAUUUUUAAUUUUAUGUUUUUAGUUCUGAAUGUUAAGAUUUUGUUGCUUUUUUCCCUUCCUUGCAAGUACUGAAUGUACUGAGAAUUAAAAAAAAUAAUAAAUUUAAAUUGGUUUUCA
This is a messenger RNA of Trematomus bernacchii (emerald rockcod), 5151 nucleotides long. It is a transcript of the gene acin1b, whose product is annotated as apoptotic chromatin condensation inducer 1b. Gene Ontology annotation, molecular function: RNA binding. The record is from RefSeq and is a predicted model, not a curated record. NCBI's taxonomy places the organism in Eukaryota, Metazoa, Chordata, Actinopteri, Perciformes, Nototheniidae.